UGCGGCAGUCACCGAUUGGCUUCAUAAAGCAGGGGGGAAAGCUCGCCGACUCCCCCGUUCCAAUUUACACCACCCCCCACCGCGUGGUUUCAGAAGUUCCAAGCGCUCCAAGCCUUCUCGACUCUUCUCCCAACGCAUUACUGCCCGUCUUUGUCCGGCUACCCCACAACACUCAGUCUCUCAUAUCCUACCCCACAACACUCAGUCUCUCAUAUACACAACCAUGAAGCUCCUCUCCGCAAUCCUUCCCGUCGUUGCCCUCGUCGCCGCCACUGGCCAAGUUGAGGCGAGGAACUGCCGGAAAGGAUUAGUAUACUGCGGCUCCACCUUGAGGAGCAUUGCUACCGGAACAAACUACGACCCGGUGAUGGCUGCGACUGGCCACGCGGAUAACAACGACUUGUUUGACUGCACGGACGACGAUGGCAACAUUCGCUGGGUCACUUACUGCUACAACGGAUGUGUGGACUCCGGGAGGGAGACCAACGAUUACUGCCGUCCAUAAAUCACUUGGUUACUCGAUACUUAGGUCAUGUGAUAGAGCAGAGUAGAAUCUACUACUAGCAACGUUAAUAGAAACAUCAAAUAUGCGAAA
Molecule: messenger RNA, 595 nt
Organism: Fimicolochytrium jonesii
Lineage: Eukaryota; Fungi; Chytridiomycota; Chytridiomycetes; Spizellomycetales; Powellomycetaceae
Exons: 2
Coding region: 224-505 (93 amino acids)
Source: RefSeq, a predicted model, not a curated record